AGGAUGAAUAAGAGAUAUUUGCAGAAAGCAACAAAGGGAAAACUGCUAAUAAUAAUAUUUGUUGUAACGCUGUGGGGGAAAUUAGCAUCUGGGGCAAAUCAUCAUAAAGCUCACCAUGUUAAAACUGGGACCUGUGAAGUGGUGGCACUCCACAGAUGUUGCAAUAAGAACAAGAUAGAAGAAAGAUCACAGACGGUGAAGUGCUCCUGCUUCCCUGGGCAGGUAGCAGGUACCACACGGGCAGCUCCUUCUUGUGUUGAUGCUUCAAUAGUGGAGCAGAAAUGGUGGUGCCACAUGCAACCAUGUCUUGAAGGGGAGGAGUGUAAAGUUCUUCCAGAUCGUAAAGGAUGGAGCUGUUCCUCUGGGAAUAAAGUGAAAACAACUAGGACAACUCUAUAUGUCUCAGUUUCUGUCUAA
Messenger RNA from Indicator indicator, 417 nucleotides. It is a transcript of the gene TAFA2, whose product is annotated as TAFA chemokine like family member 2. Gene Ontology annotation, molecular function: receptor ligand activity. The transcript has 4 exons. Lineage: Eukaryota; Metazoa; Chordata; Aves; Piciformes; Indicatoridae. The record is from RefSeq and is a predicted model, not a curated record. The coding region runs from base 4 to 417 and encodes 137 amino acids.